Messenger RNA from Komagataella phaffii GS115, 300 nucleotides. Its product is annotated as Cyclin-dependent protein kinase regulatory subunit and adaptor. The coding region runs from base 1 to 300 and encodes 99 amino acids. The transcript has a single exon. The record is from RefSeq and is a predicted model, not a curated record. Gene Ontology annotation, cellular component: SCF ubiquitin ligase complex; cyclin-dependent protein kinase holoenzyme complex. NCBI's taxonomy places the organism in Eukaryota, Fungi, Ascomycota, Pichiomycetes, Pichiales, Pichiaceae. Gene Ontology annotation, molecular function: protein kinase binding; histone binding; cyclin-dependent protein serine/threonine kinase activator activity. Gene Ontology annotation, biological process: regulation of mitotic cell cycle.
AUGUCAAAACCAAGAUACCUCUCUGACAGUGAAAGGGCUCGUGUGCUGGAGUUCCAGGAUAUGAUUCAUUACUCGGCAAGGUACUCAGAUGACCAAUAUGAAUAUAGACACGUAAUUCUCCCCAAACAGAUGCUCAAGGUGAUUCCUCAAGAUUAUUUCAACUCGGAGACUGGUACUUUGAGAAUCUUACUGGAAGAAGAGUGGCGUGGAUUGGGUAUUACCCAGAGUCUAGGCUGGUAUCAUUACGAGACACAUGCUCCCGAGCCUCACAUUUUAUUGUUCAAGAGAGAUUUGCAGUAG